AUGACCGAUGCCAAGGGCAUUUCAUCAAAGCAAAGUCAAUUUGGUGUUACUUUUCUAUGCGGUGUAAGAUCCACCGUGCUGACGAAUGACUGCGUGGUGACGGGUAACAACCCCUUCAACAGGGCGAUCAAAAGGAUUGGACUUCUUAUUCUGGAAAAACCUCUGGACCGGGAAACCACGGACCGCUACCGUCUGGUCGUCACAGCCUCGGAUGGCAACCCCGGAGGGACGUCCACCACGACUGUCGGCGUGGUCGUGACCGACGUCAACGACAACGACCCAGAAUUUGAAGACACGGCACCCUUGAACUUCACGGUCCAAGAAGAGAAGGCCAAUCUGUUUGUGGGACAAGUCAAGGCCACGGAUCCAGAUGCGGGGGCUAAUGGCCAAGUUCACUACCGCAUCGUGAAUCAUCCUGACUUGUUCGUAAUCAGCGCCAACGGCAGCAUCUACACCCGGGUCCCGCUGGACCGGGAGCUAAGGAGCCGCUACCAGCUGGUGGUGGAAGCCUCGGACGGGGCGGUGGACCCCCGGCGCGCCACCUUGACCCUCGAGGUGGAGGUGACGGAUAUCGACGACAACAGCCCCGUCUUCUCUCAGCGGACGUACGCGGUGAGCGUGCCCGAGAACAGCCCCGUGGGAACCGUCAUCCUGACGCUCAGCGGGGCGCUAGAGCGCAAUUAUGAGUUUUGGGGUUGA
This is a messenger RNA of Entelurus aequoreus (snake pipefish), 699 nucleotides long. RefSeq names its product protocadherin-15-like. The record is from RefSeq and is a predicted model, not a curated record. Gene Ontology annotation, biological process: homophilic cell-cell adhesion. Lineage: Eukaryota; Metazoa; Chordata; Actinopteri; Syngnathiformes; Syngnathidae. Bases 1 to 699 code for a protein of 232 amino acids. Gene Ontology annotation, molecular function: calcium ion binding. Gene Ontology annotation, cellular component: plasma membrane. The transcript has 5 exons.